AUGGCUGCCGGCGCGUCGCGCGCCGCAUGGGCCACGGGCUUGCAGAGCGGGAGUCCGGUUGCGCCGUGUACCUCGCUGCUGUGGUCCGAAGAGGGGCAGGCCGCGGUCGUGCUUGCAGACGCGAUCCACAUUCUCACGCCCGGCGUGGGGUACGUCGAUGGGCCGCCCGGCGCCGAGCAUACCUCGACCCUGCUCGCUGUGCAAACCGCGCUCGAGCCCUCGCCGUGGCCGGAAGCGGGCGACGAGGAGUGCACGACGGCGACGGCGCCUGUGCGCCGCACAGACACAUGGCUCGCUGCGGCAUGGUCGCCGGCCGGAUUGGGGCCGCACGCCAGCUGCGUCCUGACGGCGAUCCACGCGCGGGGCACGCUCGGGGUGUACGUCGCACAGGACGACGCGCGGCACGGGCCUUGGAGCUGGGCGAUGGACAUGGACGCACGCCACGCAGACGGGCGCUCGGCGGCGGCUGCGCGCCUCGGCAGGGCCUACACGGCCCUGGCAUGGGGGCGGAUCGGCGACGAUGCGUACCUCGCCGCCGGCACGCAGGGCGGCGACGUCGUCGUGUGGCGCAUGGCGCAUCGCGAGGGAGGUCCCGAGGCGACGUAUACCACGACGCUGCGCCUCGAGGCCAGUGUCCAGCACAUCGGCUGGAACGACGCGCGCCUCGCCGUGUGCACGACCGAGGCAGUGCACGUCCUCGCGCUCUCCACGACACUCGAGCGCCGCGCUGCGCUGCCGAUGCGCCGUGCGGUGAGCUGCCUGACCUGGGCGGCCUCGACGCUGCACAUGGCGACGCCCGGCGCGCUGGUCUGCUGGGACACGACACAGCCGAGCGCGACCGAGCACCGCAUCGACAGCGCGUACGGCGCAGGGACAGUCGGCACGGCCGUCGCGCUGCGCACCGGCGCGCUCGUCGGCUGGGACGCGCAGCCACGCGACCCCGUCUGGACGCCGGCCGUGCAGCCGCUGUGGGCCGUAGCCGAGGCCGCGCCGCUCGUCGCGACGCUCGCCGAGGCCGACGAGCACGCGUCGUGGCGCUACCGUGUCGCGCGGCGCAUGUCGUACACGCUCUACACGCCCUUUGACAAGGACUGGGACGCGUCCGAGGACCAACUUGCCCGGCUCUAUGCGCUCUUUCCGAGCGAAGCCCGCCUGCCGAUCCUGCGCUGGCGCGCGGUGCUUUUGAGUGCCGUGCAGUGUGCGCAACAAGACGUGGUCCUGGACAAACUAUGUGUGCGGCUCGACGAGGAAAAGGUGCGCCCCCUUGCGGCGGCCUGUGCCUCGCUGCUGGAGAGCGAGGCGGAUACGUAUGCAGCGUGGGCGUCGCCCGCCGCCGAGGCACAGAGCGCACGCUGGUGCAGCGCAUGGGCGAGCGCAAGGAGCGGGGCGCGGCACGCCGUCGCGGACGCCGCGUCGUGGCUUGCCGAGCGUGUCGUGGCGCUGGCAAGUGCCGCGGCGGCGCUCGGCGCCGGCGACCGUGGCGCGCACGUCGAGCGCCUCGCGGCGCGCCUGCUACUUUUGGCGCAGGACGCGCCGGAUUCGCAGCCUUCCUUUUCGUCAUUUUUGGUUCAGAUCGCACGGCGUUUGCACCCCUUUUCCGAGAAUUGGGCGAUGGACGAUCUGCAUCUCGGCGAGUAUGCGCAGUGCACGGCCGGCCAUGUCUUUGCCUGGCUGCGUGCAGUGCGUGUGGAAAUCGGUGGCGGUCACCGUAAUUAG
Molecule: messenger RNA, 1716 nt
Organism: Malassezia japonica
Lineage: Eukaryota; Fungi; Basidiomycota; Malasseziomycetes; Malasseziales; Malasseziaceae
Exons: 4
Coding region: 1-1716 (571 amino acids)
Molecular function (GO): protein binding
Source: RefSeq, a predicted model, not a curated record